GAGUGUUCGAGACGGCGCUUCCUUGUUCAGUUUUGUUUGGAUAGGCCAACGGGCGGCAGUAGCAGCAGCAGCAGCAGCGAUGAGGCACAUGCCCCGGCUCAGUGCCACAACUCCGAUGGAAGGGCAACAAUAGCCACUGUAAUUGCACCGUUCAAUUUGGGAGGAAUAAUCGGCGGCGACACAAAGACACCAAGUCAGCAUGUCGCAUUUGCUGAGGCGCACCAAGAAGUCCUGUCUGAAGUUCCUGCGCAAGAUAUCGACUUCAAAGCAACUAUUCGUUCAGCGCCUGGACGAGGAGGAUGGGGAUGGGGACGAUGAGGUGGAGGUGGAGGUGAACCUGCAGCGGCAUCUCGAACUGGAUGUGAACAGUAAUUGUCCCCCGGCCACAGAGGCCAUCUACGAGGAGUUGCAGCUGAGUGAAUGCACAAAUCCGUCCUUGGAUUUGGCCAGGGAAGUGGAGGAGCCGCCGCAGGAUGGCAAGCACGAUCUGCGGACCAAGUACUUGAUGAGCUACGGCAGCUACGAGGUGUUGGCCACCCUGCCCAGCAUUGAGUUCGAGCGGGUGAACUACAAGGAGAAUGUUCGCUACCUACGGCACACACCCUCCAACUCAAGUCUGGACUUGCAGCUGGAGGAGCAGCAGGAGCAGCAACGGCAACAGCUGGAGGAGCAGCAGCAGAAGCAACAACAGCAGCAACAGCAGCAGCAGCAGACUAUAGCAACACCUAGGAAACAAUUGCAGCAGCAGAGGAUUGCCCCGGCUAGUCGCUAUCAUCCCUGCAGCAUUAGUCUGGGCUCCAAGUUCGAGGGCAACUACCACAACGUGGUCAUUAUGGAGCCGCCGCACGAUGACUUUCCCAUCGUCAAGUGGGACAUCAAUGGCAACUCCCUCGACGACGACACCUGCGAUCGUUGGGAGGACUUCGAUGCCAGGUGGCGUCAGGCGGCGGCCGUCACCAGAUCCCUGUCGCAGUCGCAAAAGUCCAGCCACCAGUCCAGCUCCUGCACCCUGGAGACCUGGGUGGACGACACGGAACCCCUGAGCCUGGAGCUGCACCGACACGACUCGGCGGCCGCAGCCGGGAACAACUGUAAUCUUUGCCUUAGGAGCUUCUGAAUCCUCGCGGGAAUACGUGGGAAUUCAACGGCUCCGUGACCUCCACUUUGCGUCCAGCGAUUGAGCAUGUUAACCAGUCUUGUGAGAAUUACCUACAUAUAUAUAUACAUAAUAUGUAUUCGAGUAUUUGAGUAGUUGAGUCGGUAGACCGCAAUUUUCAUUAUAGAAAGUUGCUUUUGAGAAUAACCAUUAACAAUAAAGUGUGUAUGUGUGUGCGGCGCUCCUUUGGCUCCAUACCUUGAGUAAUGCACUCCAGAA
This is a messenger RNA of Drosophila elegans, 1375 nucleotides long. Its product is annotated as probable serine/threonine-protein kinase fhkB. The transcript is spliced from 2 exons. The coding region runs from base 200 to 1117 and encodes 305 amino acids. The record is from RefSeq and is a predicted model, not a curated record. NCBI's taxonomy places the organism in Eukaryota, Metazoa, Arthropoda, Insecta, Diptera, Drosophilidae.